Molecule: messenger RNA, 3754 nt
Organism: Odontomachus brunneus
Lineage: Eukaryota; Metazoa; Arthropoda; Insecta; Hymenoptera; Formicidae
Gene: Ance-3
Product: angiotensin-converting enzyme-like
Exons: 13
Coding region: 16-2151 (711 amino acids)
Biological process (GO): proteolysis
Cellular component (GO): plasma membrane
Molecular function (GO): metallopeptidase activity; peptidyl-dipeptidase activity
Source: RefSeq, a predicted model, not a curated record
GCGUGAACUGCCGUCAUGUUAAUCACAGUCGUUAGGAGUAGUCCACGUUGUGGCUACUGUACUGUUAGUCGCUGUCAAAGCGAGUGCCGAUCGCAUGAUAGGGACGUGGAACAUCUAGUUCAAGAUCAAAUAAAAUGGUCAGCGCUUAUACUGUGCCUGUUGUCGGUGGUUUCGGCUCAAUUGGACUUGCCACAGUACAGAGACGAUGCUCCCGACGGUCCGGGGCGGCAACUUCCCUCCAACGAAUUAGAUGUCCGUAAUAUCCUAGCCAGAUUAGACUUUCUCGGUGCGGAAAGAUGCAGCGCUAACGUCGUGGCGCAAUGGGCAUACGAAACCGACGUUAAUGAAUACUCACAGCUACAAGCGUUGGAGGCGCAACGGCUUUACGCGGAUUUUCAGUACCAAGCCUGGUACUUAAUCUCAAGAAUCGACCGGAAUGCAAUCCAAGAUCCCACGAUCAGACGACGUCUCAGGUAUUUGUCCGUCGUGGGUCCUUCGGCGUUACCGCCCGAUCAGCUGGACAGGUACAAUCGGUUGAUCAACGAUAUGCUCGCAGUUUAUAACGGGGCGACCAUAUGCGCCUACAACGAUCCCUUCCGAUGUGGACUGCGCCUAUAUCCAGAGAUAUCGCAGAUCAUGGCGAAAAGUCGGGACUGGGACGAGUUGCAGUACGUCUGGACCGAAUGGAGAAGACGCAGCGGUGCACCGAUCAGAGAUCUCUAUCAGCAAUUGGUUACGUUGAAUAACGAUGCGGCAAGAUUGAACAACUUUACCGACGCCGCCGAAUAUUGGAUGUUCCCCUAUGAAUCGCCUAAUUUCCAACAGGACAUCGAAGAAGUUUGGGAAACGAUUCGCCCGCUUUACGAAGAGCUGCACGCUUACGUUCGCAGAAAAUUACGAGAUUUAUACGGUCCCGAAAAAAUCGGCGGACACGCACCUCUUCCAUCUCAUAUCCUCGGCAACGUAUGGGGACAGUCUUGGAGCAAUCUUUUGGAUGUUACCUUACCAUACCCUGGAAAAACGUAUCUCGACGUCACUCAAGAGAUGCAAGCUCAGGGAUACACCCCGAUCGAUAUGUACCGAGUAGCUCAGGAUUUCUAUCUGUCCAUAAAUUUGAGUGCUAUGCCGCCGGAAUUCUGGGCCGGAAGUAUAAUCGUCGAUCCUGGUAAUCGUCCAUUAAUCUGUCAAGCUUCCGCGUGGGAUUUCUGCAAUCGCUUGGAUUAUAGGAUUAAAAUGUGCACAAAAGUAACAAUGAAGGAUCUGAUAACUGUACAUCACGAGAUGGCACAUAUCCAAUACUUCUUGCGGUAUAGCGGUCUACCUCGCGAAUUUCGUGAUGGCGCAAAUCCAGGAUUCCACGAAGCUGUCGGCGAGGCCAUCGCCUUGAGCGUCGCGACGCCGCGUCACCUGCAAACCCUGGACUUGGCGAACAAAUUUAUCGAUGAGCGCGCGGCCGACAUUAACUAUCUCUUCUCACUGGCGAUGGAGAAACUGGUACUGUUGCCCUUCAGUAUCGUAAUGGACAGGUGGCGAUGGGACGUCUUCCGCGGCUACGUAAACAGAGAGGAGUAUAAUUGCCACUGGCACAGGUUGAUGGAGCAAUAUACGGGCACGAAACCGCCGGUACUGAGGUCCGAGGACGACUUCGAUCCAGGUGCGAAGUAUCACAUCCCGGCCAAUAUUCCAUACAUACGAAAUUUUGUCGCCGGGGUCCUUCAAUUCCAACUUUAUGGCGCACUGUGCCAAGCGGCGGGACAGCGAUACCUCAACGAUCCCAGGAGGCCGCUGCACAAGUGUGACUUCUACAAAAGCCCCGAGGCCGGCAGGAUUCUAGGAACACUGAUGGAAAGAGGCUCGUCCAUGCCGUGGCAAGACACGCUCCAAGAAGCCAUCAACGAGUUCAGACUGGACGGGACCGCUCUUAGGGAAUACUUCCGGCCGCUGGAGGAUUGGCUGAGGACGGAGAAUUUGCGGACGGGUGAAGUCGUCGGCUGGUCUUACGAUGGAGAUUUCUGCAAGAGGAGCAUAGAGACCGCAGGCUUGCAGGUUUACGGGAGUGGCUUCUACAACGGCGCGACGUCGGUUCGCGCGUCCUGGGUCGCGACAGGCGUCCUCGCGCUCACUCUUUGGAUCGUGUCGAUGUUCUAUUGAGCGCGAUGACUUGAAGCAACAAUCGAUAGCUCGUCGAAAAUAACAUCGGAGAUAACCGCGCGUUCCGUUGCAAAACGCGUGGAUACAUAUUCCGCUUUUCCUGCGACGCGCUCGAGGAGAAAAACUCGUUAACGUUCAUCUGCCAGAAUACACCAAAUCGUAAUUGUAUUCCUAUGGAGUUGAGUAAUGUGUUGUUGAAUAAAAGAUAGCCCAUUUGCAAGUAUGUAUAGUCACACGACAGUCGGCAGCGAAAUGAUGACGAUCGUUGCCUCUGCAAUAAAGGACGCGCUAAAGUGCAUCCUUGCGUAGCGUAAAAGUACGUCCAAACUUAUAUUAUAUCGCGUAUCAGAUCAUGAUACGAUACAUUGAUACAAUACUAUGAUAAGUUUUCAACUCGCAUUCGUAUCUUUGGAGUAUCUUUCCCACUUUUCCACUUGUAAUACAUCAGUAUCUUCAGUUCCACAUUAUCUCCAUAUGAUCAUGAUGCAGAUCGCAGUGGCGUCCAUACUGACUAUGUCGCGUAUCAUUUCUUUGAUGUGACGGCAAAAUACCGACUCCACAUUCAGAAAAAUCCCUCGGUAGUCAAAACAAGAACGCGUUUGCUAUUUGAUAUUCGUUGAGGAAACAAGUCGUACAGUUACCGUUGGAAAUCACUUCUUAUCAUUUGUCAUCUUAACAAACAUGUAUGAAUGUAAUAAAUAAUAUUGAAAUUUAACAGAGUCUAACCGUCGAUCGAUUAGUCAUGUUGGUAAACGAAAAGUUUUCGGUGUAUCAGCAUUAUAUGUUUUCAUAACGUCUCACGCGUCGCUCGGAUCCUCGCAUCUAUGUGUAAGAACGCGUCAACAAUAUAAAAAUUGUCUAAUUCGUUGUAUGCGGUUGGAAGCUAUUGUUUCGGACGACUAACGGUAUAUAUCGGGGAACAUAUAAAUUUGUAAAACCGUUAUCCAGGAGCGAUCUUCCUUGUUCGUUCGUUCUGAGUGACACCGAAUAAAUAAUUAGAGAAAAAUUGUUGCUUUAUUCUUCCUGAUCCUACAAACAUAUAUAGCCUGAAAUCAAAUCAUAUUUGUUCUCGUCCAUUUAGGUUACAUUAGCUAUGUGUCCAUUACAGAAACGUUGCUCAGAGCAGCAAAUUCGAAGUAGCAAGUUGUUUGUUCCCAUUAUGGGGAUUUGCUGAUCCAUCAAUGAUUUGCUGAUACCAACGAUAUUAACACAAUUCUCUCUCAGAGCAGAUCGAUCAUCAAUUUUUCUCUCUGUCCACACUUAGCUGAUUAUAAUGCAAAUCUCGAUACGGUGAUAUGGUACAAGUCUGGAUGCGGACAUUAAGCUGCACAUUUCGCGCAAUGUAAAAGUGUACCGUGUAGACUAUACACACGCUCGUUAAUUUAAUGUGUUUUACGAAAUACAAUACGUAGAGUCGUGGCCUUACGAUUAAGAGCAUGAGGUACUUGUACAAAAACAUGUAUGUGUCGUGUGAAUGUCUAAGCGCAUACAUAAGUCAUUUUACGCGCACGGAGACAAGCAACUCAUAUAUAUAAUCCACGUUCUAUAAUUAUCAACUCUUCACCGUUGGUAUAUAAAAUAAACUUAAUGCCUUUGUUGUAAA